Symbiodinium pilosum is the source of this 1440-nucleotide messenger RNA. NCBI's taxonomy places the organism in Eukaryota, Dinophyceae, Suessiales, Symbiodiniaceae. The record is from the annotation of a GenBank genome assembly.
AUGCUCCUUGCUCCGGCAGAGGCGGACGUGCAGCGAAGCGGUCGUUUUGGUGGCGCACACCUCAUCGAUGCAGUGGUAGAAGAUGGCCGUAUCAUCCAUUAUCAGACUGUGCGAUCCUCAGAGCCGUCCUGUGUGCAAAGCACAGCAACUGGCGGAGCGAAUGAGAUCCGAGUCACCAUGUUCCUUUCCUUCUUUUGGGCAACUCGAUGCCAACAGGAUGUGUUGUCAACGUUCCGGACUGCAACAGCAGUAGAUCUCAUCGAGGCAAAUCAGCCUUGGGCCAAUGCCGAGGUGGCGAUGGUUACCCAAGUCGUGGCAUGGUAUGUGGUGUGCAAUGGCAUCAAAUUCACUGGCUGCCCCCGGGCCAACCUAAUUGAUAUGGAGGAGGCCGCUGUCAAGUCAAUGUUUGUUGCAGAGAUGGAGAGCGUAUUGAGUCGAAUGACUUCAUUUUGUGCACCAGGCGGCCGAGCAGGACGUCGCGGCUGCGCGAUUGCCACAAACUCUUGGAGUGAUCCCGGUCCCACACUGAUGGCCAUGUUUCAAGGCUACAACAACGAAAUUACCAAGGCAAUGCUCUCGAAACAGUCUGCUACCUUCCGCUCCGUGGACAUCUUUGCUUUGGGAGCAUCCAUGCCUGGAGAGACAUACCUCGGGCAUGGGAGCCAGAUCCUCCACAUUUGGACGUGGCAGGCUCUGCUAGGUGGUUUCUGCACGUCUGCAUCUGCUACUCCUGGCAGCCAGAUCGAGUUCGAAGGAGCAUUGUGUUGGCGUGAGGAUGCAAGCUUGGACUUGUGUACGUCCUACACCCGAACGGUGCUAUGGCAGUGCAUGAACAGUCAACUUUGCGUUCACCGGCUGAAGCCAUCGUCAACGACGAUGGCUACCACUAUGGCAACAACUCUGGCAACCACCACGGGGACGCAGGACAUGGUGUUUUCCCCUGUUGAUGGUGGCAUUGACCGGGCUUGCCGUGGAGCUACGCCAGGCGACAAUAGCGCCGACCACUACACGGUCGUUUCUGGCGUGACAUCUGUUGCAGCAUGCCAACUCGAGUGCACCCGCACGGAGGCCUGCAUUGGCAUUGAGCACAGCGGUUCACGGUGCGAAGUCUGGACACGUGCAGGUGGCAUUCAGGCCUCCAUCGAACUUGCAGGCUUCACAUGCUUGAGCUACGGCGGGCUCUCUUCGACCACAGCUACAACAACCAGCACGAGGAAUUUGGCACCGCUCUUUGAGCCAGUGGAUGGUGGUGAAGGCCGUGCUUGCCGCGGGGGCUCAAUGUCCGACAAUGCUCCCAGCAACUACCUGGUCAUGUCAGGUGUGCAGGAUAUUGGGGGCUGUCGACGUGAGUGCGUGCAGGCCGCCAGCUGUGUGGGGAUUGAGUAUAGCCCGGGCAGAUGCGAAGUUUGGAUCCGUCCAGAUGGGAUUAACGCGACGGUG